Molecule: messenger RNA, 1161 nt
Organism: Penicillium soppii
Lineage: Eukaryota; Fungi; Ascomycota; Eurotiomycetes; Eurotiales; Aspergillaceae
Product: SDR family oxidoreductase
Exons: 4
Coding region: 1-1161 (386 amino acids)
Source: RefSeq, a predicted model, not a curated record
AUGGGCGCUCCAUCAGCACGGAAGGUUGCAUUUGUCACGGGCGCAAAUGGUAUAAGUGGAUUCAAUAUUAUUGAACAUCUUGUUCGUCAACCUAAGCAGGAAUGGAGCAAGAUCAUUGUCACAUCCAGGAGGCCUCUUCCCAAUGCCUGGGUUGACCCCCGUGUCAACUUUGUGGCUGUGGAUUUCCUCGAUCCAGUUGAGAAGAUUAAUGCAACUUUAGAAAACGUGUGCAGUGAUGUCACUCAUGCCUUUUUCACUUCAUAUGUUCACAGUGAUGAUUUCCGCCUUUUGCGGGAUAAGAACGUCCCGCUGUUUCGAAAUUUCCUGGAUUCGGUCGAUAGUGUGUGUCCCAAGCUGCAGCGCGUGUGUCUUCAGACUGGCGGCAAGUACUACGGAGUUCAUCUCGGCCCUGUCAAGGUCCCGCUGGAGGAGUCUUUUCCCCGGUACGACGACAAGGGAUUCAACUUCUACUACAACCAGGAGGACUACCUGCGCGAGGUACAAGCUCGUCGCAAGACCUGGACAUGGAAUGUCAUCCGACCAAAUGCUAUCAACGGUUUCGCGCCCCAUGCGAAUGGCAUGUCAGAAGUUUUGACCAUCGCCAUCUACAUGCUGAUCUGUCGAGAAAUGGGCGAGCCUGCCCACUUUCCAGGAAACGAGUAUUUCUGGAACUCCAUCGAUGAUAACUCCUACGCACCCAGUCUCGCUGAUCUCUCCGUCUGGUCCGCCUCCCAGGAGCAUUGCCAAGACGAAGCAUUCAACCACGUCAAUGGCGACGUGUUUGUGUGGAAGUACAUCUGGCAAGAUUUCGCCGCGCACUUUGGCCUCGAGGUUCCCGAGCCUGAUUUCAAGAAAGCUUCAGGUCAGGCCAGUACCUUGGCCAACGAAAUCGAUAUGAUCGAGUGGGCCAAGGACAAGCGUGAGAUUUGGGAACAGGUCGUUGCCAAGUACGGAGGCAAGGCGGAUGCUUUUGACUGGGGUACUUGGGGUUUCUUCAAUUGGGCUACGGGGAAGUCUUGGUUGACUAUCUCUUCGAUCAAUAAAGCGAGGGAGUUUGGUUGGAAUCGGAAUGAUCGGACGCUGGAUACUUGGAUUGAGACGUAUCGGGCUUUUGAGAAUGCCGGUGUUAUGCCCUCGGUUGAUCUUUUGACCAAAGAGUGA